GUUCUAGAACGUUGCUGUGGUAGCGCCCGGGCGCCAUGUUAGGACGAAGGGGAAGGAGGCGAAGCGCGUAAAGCGGCCGAGCGGGAGCGGGGUCGGAGCGUGGCCGCGGUAGCCCCCUCCCUCCCGCCUCAGUGGAUCAUGCCCAGGGCGGCAGCGGCGGCGCUUGCGGGGGGGCAGUGACUGGGCGGCGCCGCGCCAGAGACGAUGCCGUUUCCAGUUACGACGCAGGGACCACAGCAGAGCCGGCCGCCCCAGAAGCACUAUGGUAUCACCUCUCCCAUCAGCCUAGCAGCACCCAAGGAGACGGACUGCUCGCUCACACAGAGGCUUGUGGAAACUCUGAAGCCUUUUGGGGUGUUUGAAGAGGAGGAAGAACUGCAGCGCAGGAUUUUAAUUUUGGGAAAAUUAAAUAACCUGGUUAAAGAGUGGAUACGAGAAAUCAGUGAAAGCAAGAAUCUUCCACAGUCCGUAAUUGAAAAUGUUGGAGGAAAAAUUUUUACAUUUGGAUCUUACAGAUUAGGAGUACACACAAAAGGUGCUGAUAUUGAUGCGCUGUGUGUUGCCCCCAGACACGUUGAUCGAAGUGACUUUUUCACCUCCUUCUAUGAUAAAUUGAAAUUACAAGAAGAAGUAAAGGAUUUAAGAGCUGUGGAAGAGGCAUUUGUGCCUGUCAUCAAACUGUGUUUUGAUGGGAUAGAGAUUGACAUUUUGUUUGCAAGAUUAGCACUGCAGACUAUUCCAGAAGAUUUGGACUUACGGGAUGACAGUCUGCUUAAAAAUUUAGAUAUAAGAUGCAUAAGAAGUCUUAAUGGUUGCAGGGUAACCGAUGAAAUUUUACAUCUAGUACCAAACAUUGACAACUUCAGGUUAACUCUGAGAGCUAUCAAACUGUGGGCCAAACGCCACAACAUCUAUUCCAAUAUCUUAGGCUUCCUCGGUGGUGUCUCCUGGGCCAUGCUAGUAGCAAGAACUUGCCAGCUGUAUCCAAAUGCAAUAGCGUCAACUCUUGUACAUAAAUUUUUCUUGGUAUUUUCUAAAUGGGAAUGGCCAAAUCCAGUGCUAUUGAAACAGCCUGAAGAAUGCAAUCUUAAUUUGCCUGUAUGGGACCCAAGGGUCAACCCCAGUGAUAGGUACCAUCUUAUGCCUAUAAUUACACCAGCAUACCCACAGCAGAACUCCACGUACAAUGUGUCCGUUUCAACACGGAUGGUCAUGGUUGAGGAGUUCAAACAAGGUCUGGCUAUCACAGAUGAAAUUUUGCUGAGUAAGGCGGAGUGGUCCAAACUUUUUGAAGCUCCAAACUUCUUUCAGAAGUACAAGCAUUAUAUUGUACUUCUAGCAAGUGCACCAACAGAAAAACAACGCCUAGAAUGGGUGGGCUUGGUGGAAUCAAAAAUUCGAAUCCUGGUUGGAAGUUUGGAGAAGAAUGAAUUUAUCACCCUGGCGCAUGUGAAUCCUCAGUCGUUUCCGGCCCCCAAGGAGAAUCCUGACAAAGAAGAGUUCCGCACAAUGUGGGUGAUUGGGUUGGUGUUUAAGAAAACCGAGAGCUCUGAAAACCUCAGUGUGGAUCUCACCUAUGACAUUCAGUCUUUUACAGACACAGUUUAUAGGCAAGCAAUAAACAGCAAGAUGUUUGAGGUGGAUAUGAAAAUUGCUGCAAUGCAUGUAAAAAGAAAGCAACUCCAUCAACUGCUACCUAAUCAUGUGCUUCAAAAAAAGAAAAAGCAUUCAACAGAAGGGGUGAGAUUGACAGCUCUGAAUGACAGCAGCCUCGACUUGUCUAUGGACAGUGACAACAGCAUGUCUGUGCCUUCUCCUACGAGUGCUAUGAAGACCAGUCCAUUGAACAGUUCUGGCAGCUCUCAGGGCAGAAACAGUCCCGCUCCAGCUGUGACAGCAGCCUCUGUGACCAGCCUCCCGGCUCCUGACGUGUCUGUACCACAAGUCAAUCCCAGUGAGAGCUCAGGGGGUUCAUCGAGCGAAAGCAUUCCUCAAACUGCCACACAGCCAGCCGUUUCUCCACCACCAAAGCCUACGGUCUCCAGAGUGGUUUCCUCAACACGUCUGGUAAACCAGCCCCCUAGACCUUCAGGAAACGCAGCAACAAAAAUACCUAAUCCCAUAGUAGGAGUCAAGAGGACCUCCUCUCCUCACAAAGAAGAGAGUCCCAAGAAAACCAAAACAGAAGAGGAUGAAACAAGUGAAGAUGCUAACUGUCUUGCUUUGAGUGGACAUGAUAAAACAGAAAUGAAGGAACAACUUGAUACAGAGACAAGUACAGCUCCGUCAGAGACUCUUCAGACAGCGGCUUCUCUGUUGGCUUCUCAGAAAACAUCCAGUACAGACCUUUCUGAUAUUCCUGCUCUCCCUGCAAAUCCUAUUCCUGUUAUCAAGAAUUCAAUAAAACUGAGAUUGAAUCGGUAAAAAUCACCUCAGGGGUCCAUAACUAAUAUCUGCCAACUCAACCUGUUGUCUUCAAAUGCUCCCAAAGGAGAAAGGAGGGUACGAGACUAGACGUGAUGACGUGGAUUAGGCGUUUUGGGCGGCCCCCUCACUGGGUUAAUCAGCACUUGAUCGGAAGUCCAGGUUCGUAUGUGAAGCCAGGAGUACUAUUAUUAAUGUGUUAGCAACAGUCGCAUUAACUAUUUCAAAGACUACUGCCUUUAAAAAACAAAACAACAAAAAAAACACCACCUCAAGUUAUAUUUGUAUCCAUAAUUGACAUCUGGAUUGGGUUUAUGUUUGAUGCGUUGUUUGGAAAUUUUGCAAUACAAACUGGCAUAAGAAUUCCUUAUUCUGAUGAUGCACUUUUAUGUAUUUUUUAUUAGAAAGUAGAACUAAUUUUAGAUUUUCAGCUUGAUGGAUUUUCGUUUUUUCCUGAAGCAUUUUCUUUACCAUUCGUCUUCAAAUUGGAUAGCAUCGUGUGAGGUUGACGCUGCACCCAGAGACUGGG
Messenger RNA from Chrysochloris asiatica (Cape golden mole), 2953 nucleotides. It is a transcript of the gene PAPOLA, whose product is annotated as poly(A) polymerase alpha. Lineage: Eukaryota; Metazoa; Chordata; Mammalia; Afrosoricida; Chrysochloridae. The transcript is spliced from 22 exons. Gene Ontology annotation, cellular component: nucleus. The record is from RefSeq and is a predicted model, not a curated record. Gene Ontology annotation, molecular function: poly(A) RNA polymerase activity; RNA binding. Bases 205 to 2424 code for a protein of 739 amino acids.